This is a messenger RNA of Lasiodiplodia theobromae, 711 nucleotides long. Its product is annotated as Acyl-CoA N-acyltransferase. The coding region runs from base 1 to 711 and encodes 236 amino acids. The transcript has 3 exons. NCBI's taxonomy places the organism in Eukaryota, Fungi, Ascomycota, Dothideomycetes, Botryosphaeriales, Botryosphaeriaceae. The record is from RefSeq and is a predicted model, not a curated record.
AUGCUCCAGCUCUCCCGCGCCACCGAGGCCGAUAUCGACGCAUUUAUUGACCCUAUCUAUGCCGCAUUCGAGGGUGUAGACAUUCGCACUAUGUUCUUUGGCCAUGACACACCUGCCAGCCGGGAAAGCACCAAAGCCCGCAUUGCGGGGUGGAUGCGUGAGGGUAAUCAGAACGUUUGGCUCAAGGUCGUCGAGCAGGAGACGGGCCGGAUUGUUAGUGGAAGUUGGUGGAUGAUCUACCCCCACUGGACCCCCAAUCCCGACAUCACCCCCGAGACCGCAGCGGCGGCCGUCAGCCUCGACUUCCUUGAAGGUGACGACCGCACCAUGACCGAAGACCUCAUGCGCGACUGGGUAGCUCGACGCGUGCGACACAUGUACGGACACCCGCACAUCCUCCUCGCCCUCCUCUUCACUGCGCCCGACGCGCAGCGCCUCGGCGCCGGCUCGAUGCAGGUGCAGUGGGGCACGGCGCUGGCCGACCAGCUGCUGGUGCCGUGGUACGUCGAGGCGACGCCGGCGGGCCACCGGCUGUACGCCGCCAACGGCGCCGCCGACGUCGAGAAGGUGCAGACCGAGGCGCGGCCGCGAGACGCGAAGAAGAAGGCGUCGGAUGGCAGGGACGUGUGGGUGUGCGAGUACACGCUGAUGAAGAGGGAGCCGCGGAGGACGGCGGUGGAGAGGGAGGCGAGGGCUGUGGUGAAGAACUGA